GCCGCGAACAACCGGCCAUCGGACCGCGUUAUUUCAAACUCGCGGAAACACCCUCUCGAUAAUCGUAUCCGUUCCACGCAAUCUCCAACGCACCGAGCUUUAUCACAGUGCAACUUUCAUCCGCUUCACUGACUCUUUACAGAGCGCCGAUUUUUCUUUCCGCUUGAUUUUCUAAGAUAAAACUUUGAAAGUUACGGGAAACUUUGCCCGCACGCGUUGACCGAGAUUUUUCCGUCGUGCUACUUUACGAGUAAACCCGUGUCAAACCUCGUCGAACAUUGAAUUCAUCCACCACGAAUUACUGGACAUUUCGAGAAACUCAAUCGAACAUCAAAUUCAUGGUGAGCCAGUGAUUUACGAGCGUUUCGUAACAGUGGGUCACGAUACCGCGUUCAGGAUCAUGAGGUAUCGGAAGGAGAUGACCAGAGGAGCCUGGGAAACGAGAAAAACCGCACGGGAGCAGCGUGGUUCGAUCCGAGGACGUUAAAGGGAGGGUGCAUCGAGAAACAAUCGGAAAAGGGAUCGGAGCAAAGCGAGCUUUUCACGCUCGACACGUUCUCCUAACUAAUUAAUCUUGCGUUUGCAACCCUUUCGCGGAGUCGUUACGUUCAACGACGCUCGAGCAGCAAACGCUUCGAAACAAAAUCGAGGAAAGGAAAGAUAACGAGCCGGUGGCUUCUCGAGUCGGAUUACUUGGACGAAGAGAGAGAUUCGACGUAAUUAGCAAACAGUUGGUCAAGUGUUUCCACGGCAAUGGUUCGAUUUCCUUCGAGCUACUCGUCAAAGAAGCCCUGAUCAAAAGGCCAGUUUAAUCGCGUAGCCAGCUGUUGUGCAAAUUGUAGCAACUGCGAAAAGAGCGAGGCGAACGUCGACUGGGCUGUUUGUAAGCACCUCCUUCGAGGAACAUCGACGGCCCUCGCGACACUUCCUCGAAACAUCGGAUCGAUGAGGACCAACAGUUCAGUUAGCUGCUCAUUCCUGAACAACUACCAGGAAUUUACAGAAUAAACCCUUGGGAACACAUCCGAAUACCUUAUGCUGUAUUCUUUUAUCAGUGUAACACGCUGGAAUGAGGGUGUCACUUGAAAACACAAAAGAAUUCGUCGAACGCGGGUCACGAACGUCGGCGGAACCGCUUGAAACGAGCUGAAACUUUCCGUGAAAGAAAGAAGAAAAAAAAGAAAAAAGGUGCAUUGCUAUCUCGGUUGUGUCCCGACGGGGAAAUUAUAAACAGUCAACGUAGAAACGCGAAGAUAAGGCAGGGACAAGUGCAACGUUUGUUGAAAGAUAAAAGAACUGAGAAGGCACAGGUAUGUGGGCGACGCUGACAGAAAAUAAAGUGAAAUAAACGAACGAGCAAAGUUCCUUAAUGGAAAGCGGAAGGAUAAAGUCGACGAGGAUGACAGGAAACGUUUCGAGGGACGAACUGGUGAUCUCGUUGAAAAUGCGUGAGAACGUAUGUUCCAGGGGUAAAAAGAGAUCAGAGAGGGACAUGUGAUCUCUGAAUUGAUUCGCAAAUGAUAAUUCUAUCGAAAACUGAUUAGCAUAGAGAUAAUAGACUCUCGGUAGGGUCUGAUGGACGAUUGAAAAUCUCGCCGGUUCGUUGAACGAUAUUUCACGGUGAAGAGGUGCGCGAGUAUGAGGGGAAAGGGUGACGAGUGAGACGGAGGAAGAUAGAAAGUGAACGAUAAAGAGAGAAGGAAGAGAAUAGUCGAGCGGAGGGACAAGAGGAAAUCAUAGAAUUUCGUUGCUGGAAGGGAUACGUCCUGCGGGUGAACCGGUCGGACCGUCGGUGAUGGCAUGAGGACAUUAGUAAGGAGAAGCUGCGGGUCCAGCGAGGAGGAGGAUGAGGAUGGUGGUGGGCGUGAUGGUCCUUGGUCAGCUACUGACGAGGAUUCUGCUCGCUGCCCAUGCUGGAGAUCGACUCGCGGCAGCUCGCAGGAUACUCAGAGAUGUGCCACUGAUAGACGGGCACAACGACCUGCCAUGGAACAUACGCAAGUUCCUGAAGAAUCAGCUAAGGGAAUUCAGGUUUGAUGACCUGAGGGACUCCCAUCCGUGGUCACGGAGCGCCUGGAGCCACACGGAUCUCAGAAGAUUGAAAGAAGGCAUGGUUGCAGCCCAGUUCUGGUCAGCUUACGUGCCUUGCUCGUCUCAGCACCUGGACUCGGUGCAGAUGGCUCUGGAGCAGAUCGACCUGGUUCGCCGACUGGUCAACAAGCAUCCUGAAAGCAUGGUUCUCGUUACUACAGCGGAAGGUAUAGAGAAAGCGCACAAGGAGGGUAGAUUAGCAAGCCUGAUAGGGGUGGAAGGGGGCCACGCAGUUGGAACGAGUCUGGCGGUUCUGAGGAUGUUGUACGAGUUGGGUGCCCGAUAUCUCACACUUACGCACAAAUGCAACACGCCUUGGGCAGAAUGCAGCACAGCGGAUGAACCCGGUCAAGUGGCUCGCAUCGGUGGCCUCUCCGAUUUCGGCAAGAGCAUCGUUCUCGAAAUGAAUCGGCUAGGAAUGAUGGUAGACCUGUCGCACGUUUCCGUACCCACGAUGCUGGUCGCCAUGAAGACGUCGAGAGCACCCGUUAUUUUCAGCCAUAGCAGCGCCCACGCCCUUUGCAAUUCCUCGCGAAACGUGCCUGACCAUGCGCUACGACGUUUGGCGAAGACCGAUGGUAUCGUUAUGGUGUCCUUCUACCCCCAUUUUAUCAGCUGCGGUGAGAAAUCGACGUUGGAGGAUGUGGCUGCUCACAUCGAUCAUAUAAGAAAAAUUGCUGGAAUCGACCACGUUGGAAUAGGCGCCGGCUACGACGGAAUCAAUCUGACACCGACAGGUCUGGAGGACGUCAGCAAAUACCCGGAGCUUUUUGCGGAGUUGUUGGCGCGCGGAUGGUCGGAGGAAGAUAUUCGGAAACUGGCUGGUUUCAAUUUGAUUCGGGUGUUCAAGGCGGUGGAGAAGGUUCGCGACGACAUGGCAGAGCAGGGUAUAGAGCCACUCGAAGAGGAAAUUCCGCACGAGGACAUAAUAGGUCGGGAUUACUGCCGUUACAACGUGAAACGACUGAUGGCACCGUAGCCGUAGGAAAGGAUACCCGAAGGUUCGAGUACAGCGAAGAAAAAGAAGCAGAAGAAGAAGACGAAAAAGGCAGAUGGAGGAAAACGGUCAUGGCGAACGGAACUCUCUCCGAAAGCACUUCGAUUCGUGAAUUCUAGCAUCUGCGAAGGACGCGACUCGGAUCUCUCGCCUCUUCUCCUUUUCAUUCUUUUCUCCGUUUCACGUCAGCCAUCAUUCGUGUACGAACGUAAGUAGAUAGACAAACUCGAUUUCCUUCGAAAAUUCUCGAGGCGCGACAAUGACGAGUCAACCGGUGAAAAGGUCGUCUGACGAGGGAGUACUUCCUUCGCAGUGAAUGAUAGGUUUUCACGAAAACAAUGAGAGAAAAAAAAAGGAAAAGCGAUUGAAUCGUGUGCGCUUUUUCUACGAUUCGAAGACCAACGCGUUUGCACGAACGUAUGAGGAACGAAAGCGUAUUCGAUCUACACUGAACGAUUUCCUCGUCGAUGCUGGAACCAAAACCGUUCUAGUCAAUAUGCUAAUUAUAUUAUGUAUAAAUAUGUACACAUAAACGAUCGAUCUCGCUAACGACUGCCACCGAUCGUGACCUAUUGUCACCGAUACGAUUCGAGCGUAUGACUGAUUAUAUAUGUUGUGCUGUUGUAUGUGAGAACGCGUGAAUGAGAUAAAGAGCAAGAUGUUUGUACAUAUGGUACCUGAAGUCGAAGAACAUAUUGAUCCUCCUAAGAAACAGAUCGGCCAGACGAAGUUUUUAACGAGAACGUAUGAAUUUUAAGAGUUGGAGAGGAAAAGAACUUGCAUUAUUCGAGCUACCAUGGCGACGUAAAGUUCUGCAAAUUUUCUGAUGAUAAAAAAUAAAAUUCGGAAAUUCAACAUUGGGGAACACGAAACUUCUAUUCUAUUAUACUUGACAUUUGUUUCAAAGUAAACGAUUUCUAUCCUCGUUGAAAGGAUCGAACUGGCUGAUUUGUAUCGGAGGAAGCUCUAGAUACGUUAGUCUCGAAGGAGCUGCAAGCGUUGACUUCGUCAACGAGAACUUUCCUACGAUUUUGCACGAUCGAAGUUGACGUCGACACGCGCGUCGAUGUAUAAUCACAUUCACGAAUGAUUCUUUUCUUUCAAACGCGUCUCAUUCAUUCUAAACACUUUAAGACUCGUGUAUUCUACUAAACGCACCGAUAAUAUCCUUUUCUUAACCAUGUUUUUACGCUAAAAGAAACUUUUUAAUAUAGUCGAAAAUUUUAACGACUGCAUGGAGCAAGAAAAUGAAAUGAAAUAUCAACUUCCCUCGUGCUAUCGAUGCAUCUGGUCGUUAAUUUUAAGAGAAUCGUUCGAAACUCAUACCGUUUAUGUUUAAAUUAAAAAAAAAAAGAAAGAAAAAAGAAAAAAAAAUAAGACUUGUUUCGCAUCGAUCGACUGACCGACCAUUCGUGUGCAAGUAGUCGAGAUCAACGAAGCGUCAGCCUCGUGAGUAUAUCCUAA
This is a messenger RNA of Osmia bicornis bicornis, 4552 nucleotides long. RefSeq names its product dipeptidase 1. The record is from RefSeq and is a predicted model, not a curated record. The transcript is spliced from 12 exons. Bases 1847 to 3070 code for a protein of 407 amino acids. Gene Ontology annotation, molecular function: metallodipeptidase activity. Gene Ontology annotation, biological process: proteolysis. Lineage: Eukaryota; Metazoa; Arthropoda; Insecta; Hymenoptera; Megachilidae.